Molecule: messenger RNA, 900 nt
Organism: Hyalella azteca
Lineage: Eukaryota; Metazoa; Arthropoda; Malacostraca; Amphipoda; Hyalellidae
Exons: 4
Coding region: 1-900 (299 amino acids)
Biological process (GO): GPI anchor biosynthetic process
Cellular component (GO): endoplasmic reticulum membrane
Source: RefSeq, a predicted model, not a curated record
AUGCUCAAGUGGAAAGACGAUCAUUUGGUGCUGGUCUUCACCGCAUUGCAGGAGUUUCUGCCAACUGGAGCUUAUGUUGAUCCGGAGCAACUGGCAUCUUUUCAGAGGCAAGGAGAUGUGCCGCCUUUCUUGGUAGAUUCUCAAGUGGACAUAGAAGCGGGGGAGUGGGCAGCGUCACCCACUACAGUUCUCUUCUACCCCAGCAUAGUUGAGCAGAUCUACCCUCACCAAGAGAAAGACUUCACGUGGCUGGUGAACUACACUGUGCCUCUACAUGUGCGCUACCACAGACCACGCAGCCUAAGCAGUCAUGGCAGCUCUGAAGCAACAGUGCGCAUCCCUCACCCCGGUAUCUUCCUGCAAUGUGGACGUGUUGAAAUGCUGGGAAAUUGCCUCGAUGACGCGGUGCUAUUGCCUUGCACAUCUCACACAGGAACAACCUUUACUAUUGCUAACCAGAAAUCCCUUGAAAUUCCGGAUGAAUUAUACGAAGAAAUGGGCACCAGUCCUGCACCUGGUGCUAAGAAAAGCUCUAUAGAUCUGUCUAGCGCUCUUGCAUCAGAUGCAAAAAGGGUGGAAAACUAUGAAAAUAAGGGCGAAGAGAAUCCCAGCGAGACUAAAGAUGAUAUGGACCGAAUGGCUGAAGCAUCGUCCGAAUCUAAGACAGAUUUUAAUAAUGGUGUUGAGGAUAAGUCUUCCCAAAUACCCAGUCAAGUCAAGUAUUCAAUUUCACGAAAAGAGGUCGCAUUUGCGGGAAUGUCCAGUGAGCCACCCAACUGUUACUGGCUGCCCUUACAUUCAUUCAGUGUGAGUAUUAAUAAAAUGUUCAAAACAGGGGGCGCAUGCCGGAGGCCAGCCUUGCCUAACUUCACACUUAGUUCAUAUUUAUUCCGUAGGUGA